GAAUGAUAAUAUCUUAUAGAAGAAUUUAUGUAACCUUUAGAUAUCUGUAAGAGAUAAGAUCCAGUUUUACAAUUAUUUUCCUGUAGAUAUAAAGGUUUUCAUCAUGUAUAAGCUAAUAAUUAUUGUUUUCGUUGGAUUUAUAUUUUCGGCAGAUUCAUUUAUUUUCAAUGUAAAUGAGUGUACUACUGACGAUGACUGUACUAAUGGAUGUUGUAUGAAAAGUGCAAGCACCAGUAUACUUGGUACUCAUCCAAAACGAUGCGAGAAAUAUCUACUUCCGGGCGCAUCUUGUUAUGUUGGAGAUAUGUACCACUGCGGCUGCGACAAAAAUAGCACGUGCGAGGUAAUUUCAACGGCAGGUGUUGCUAUUGAAGCAGGUUCAAAGGUUAAAGGAUAUUGCAAACCAGCUGAUGGAAAUGGUCCCCAAAUUGCUGUAGAAGGAGGUCGCUGAAACAUAGAGAAAAAGGAAAUUAAAAAUGUAACAUAAUGUCAAA
This is a messenger RNA of Ruditapes philippinarum (Manila clam), 494 nucleotides long. RefSeq lists its product as uncharacterized. The record is from RefSeq and is a predicted model, not a curated record. Lineage: Eukaryota; Metazoa; Mollusca; Bivalvia; Venerida; Veneridae. The transcript has 3 exons. Bases 104 to 451 code for a protein of 115 amino acids.